CAACGCAUGCGCAUUUAGCACAGCCUGCGCAUUUGCGAGUGUGUUCGAACGCCAUUUUAGAGCUCACCGUCUGUUUUCGUGUUGUAAUUUUGGGUUGAAGUGGUACCCGACACUUUGGUAUUAGAGAAAUUAUCAAUCAUGUCAGAAAGUUCUGCGACUUUGGAGUCAACGACCGGCGAGAUUCCGGAGGGCACUUGCGUUCGCAAGAUAGCCGAGCUCAGAGUUAUUGACCUGAAAGCAGAGCUGAAAAAGCGAAACCUGGACGUCAGCGGCAACAAGAGCGUGCUAUCUGAACGCCUGAAAAAGGCUAUUGAAGAGGAAGGUGGAAAUCCCGAUGAGUUGGUCGUCCCGAUUGAAGGGUCACAGAAGAAAACACCCAAAAGAACGUCAAAAGGUAAAAUACAGGAGAAUGAUGAACCUGAAGACUGUGGCAUAGAAGAGGAUUCAGGAGAUGGGCAGGAUGACCCUGAUGGAAAUAUGGACAGCCUACAUGAUAUGGACCUUAUGGACAUGAAUGUACUGGAUGAGGCAGACAUAGAUAAUGGUGUUCCAGCAGGCUACCAGGAUGGUAACACGAAGGAAGAAAAUGGCAAUGAAGAGGAAGACGAUGAAGAUGAGUUUGACGAAGAUGAAGAAAUCCUCAUACCGUCUAUCGACAAUGAUGAGGAGAAGGAGCCCAAGGACAAGGAUAUCGCUGAAGAGGAGGAUUUAAUGCUUUUCAAACAGGCAAGUGUUUAUUCUCCAAGCAGUAUACAGUGGUGGUCAAAAUUAUUAGAACACUUGGCAUAUUUAAGAGGUCUCAGUUGUUUUUGUUGAAUUGGCCAUUAUAAUACCCAUCAAAUGAAUGAAAUAUCUACAAAGUCAUCACUAUGCUCUAUAAACCAUAGAAUAGAGCCAUCAUAAGGAGAUUUAGGUAAUUUUCUUUACAAAAAACAAGCUAGACCUAUUUCACUGUCAAUGUCACACAAUCAUGUUCCUUCACAGAAGAAGCCAAAUUACUUGGGUAAUCAUUGUAAGGUGUGAUUGUGGUUAAAUUGAUGGCAAUGCAAGAGUCUUAGGACACAGCUGUGUGAUUGUUUUGAAUGUACAAGGCCUAUCCUGCUUAUUAAGUGAUUGGUAACAUCAGGGUUUUGUCACUGACGCCACACCACCAAUUGGUAUAAAUUCAAAGCCUCUAGAAGUAGUCUUGAAGCACAUGUUGCUCUUUGAACAUGGCCAAGGUGAAGAAGGAGCUAACAAGUGAGCAACGGGUUUGAAUAAAAGCCCUAUUUUGAUGCUGGCUAGAGUAACCGCCGCAUAGCCAAGGACUUGAGAUGCAGUCCAAGCACUGUAAAGUACACUUCAGACCGCAAUGACGCCACCAAUUUACACCAGAACCGAAAGGGGAGAGGUAGAAAAAAGAGCAUGAAGCAUCUUAAAAUUCUCAGUCUUAAGGGCCAAAGAAAGACCUCACGAGAACUGCGUGACGAGAUCAACACCACAAUGACUAAUGGUGCAACAGUGUCUUCAAGAACUGUGCGUCGGAAACUGGGAGAAGAAGGACUUGUUGGCAGAAUAGCAACAAAGAAACCAUUACUGAAAGAGAAAAAUAGAGUGAAACGCCUGAAAUGUGCAAAAGAACACAAGAAAUGGACAAAAGAAGAUUGGUAUAAAGUGUUGUGGACUGAUGAGUCCAAGUUUGAACAGUUUGGCAACAUGCGAAGAGUGUAAGUUCGACGGUGGGAGGGGGAGAGAUAUAAAAAUGAGUUUGUCUUGCCAACAGUUAAACACAGAGGGGGUACUAUUACGGUGUGGGGUGCCAUUUCAGCCUCAGGAACAGGUGACUUAGUGAAAAUGUAUGGCAUCAUGGAUAAGAAAGUAUACCACCACAUUCUGGUGAGGCACAGAAUACCAUCUGGGAGUCGUCUUAUUGGGCCUGGAUUUAUUUUCCAAGAGGACAAUGACCCUAAACAUUCUUCUAACUAUUGCCAGAACUACCUGCGACAGAAGGAAUUUGCUGGAACAUUGAAAAUGAUGGACUGGCUCCCUCAAAGUACGGACCUCAACCCCAUUGAGCAAAUUUGGGGAGAGUUGGAAAAUAAACUGGACAGAUCUAUUGUACAUUCAAAG
Clupea harengus (Atlantic herring) is the source of this 2109-nucleotide messenger RNA. It is a transcript of the gene safb, whose product is annotated as scaffold attachment factor B. The record is from RefSeq and is a predicted model, not a curated record. Gene Ontology annotation, biological process: regulation of transcription by RNA polymerase II; regulation of mRNA processing. Gene Ontology annotation, molecular function: RNA binding; sequence-specific DNA binding. The transcript is spliced from 5 exons. Gene Ontology annotation, cellular component: nucleus. The coding region runs from base 139 to 816 and encodes 225 amino acids. Lineage: Eukaryota; Metazoa; Chordata; Actinopteri; Clupeiformes; Clupeidae.